This is a messenger RNA of Lolium perenne, 1155 nucleotides long. The record is from RefSeq and is a predicted model, not a curated record. NCBI's taxonomy places the organism in Eukaryota, Viridiplantae, Streptophyta, Magnoliopsida, Poales, Poaceae.
AUGGACGCCGCUGCUCCUCCUGCCGUGGUCCUCCUCCACCAGCACCGCAUCGCCCUCCCCCAUGUGAGCCUCCCCUCUCCUCAUCUUUAUCCCUGGACCACAGCAUCCCCAGCUGGCUCCCUUCCUCGCCCACGUCUCUUCCUCCCCUCCUUUCUUCCUCUCCAAGAAGAACCAGAAGCAAGGGAGAAACCCCCUGGCCGCCGCAGCACCCCAUGGCGCCGUCGCAUCCGGCCGUCCCUAGCCUCGCCGCUGCCACCAUCGGGACCGCCUCGACGUCCUCUGCCUCCUCCCCAACGGAAUCGAGCCCGCGUGGCCCGUAGAGACGCCACGCUCGCCGUUUCUCCCCGUCGGCCUCCGGUGCUCUUCCUCAAAAUACGGCGAACGUCGACCUCCCCCGGCGCCGAGGACUGCACGUCGAGUUUCCUGAUCUUCGCCGCCGGCGGUCCUCCGGCGACCUUCCGUGGGUGGCGCCGCCCUCCCUUGAACCACGCCGUCAAGGCGCACCUCACGCGCCAGCUCUUGUAUCCGGGGAAGCCCCGCGACGCCGCUCUCUUCCUCGCCAACCGCGGUGACCGCGUUCUCUGGAACGCGCGCGGCAAGCUGCGCGUCGAGCACCUGGAGUGCAGCCGCAGAUGGUUGGCCAGCUCAGCGCGCCACGUCAUCCACCCGGACCCACCCGUCAGCCGCUCGGGUUAGAACACCCCUCGCAUUUGCUUCUUCUCGGAUAGGAUCACGAAGUGGUGCGGUGAGAUACGCCAAGUUCUUCGGAUGUUCCUCGGCAAGCUUUAACAGGCAAGCAUUUCCCCUAUACUCCUGCCCCUGCAGGAGUCGCUUACCUAUUUUAUUUUGCCUUCUCCCUCAUGCUAUCCUUAAGUUGCGUUCUUGUCACGUGUCCUUCCACUUGUUACCUCAAGCAGCCCAUAUUGCCACCACCACCUCCUACGGCUAUUGUUUGGUUAUCGGGUCUGCCUUGCGAGUCGUAGUGCAUGCUAGUGCUGUUUUAUCUUGUUACCCGUUGUUGUUAUCUUAUCGGGUUAUAUGUUGGGAAGAAUCAUGGUUACUUUAGUUGUUGAUAAUUGUUUAGCGGAGGCAUCGGUGGGUCAGCUGCUCGUUUUGUGACGGCUCACUUGUGUUUCCUAAAUAUCUUAGGACCCC